Molecule: messenger RNA, 894 nt
Organism: Laccaria bicolor S238N-H82
Lineage: Eukaryota; Fungi; Basidiomycota; Agaricomycetes; Agaricales; Hydnangiaceae
Exons: 4
Coding region: 1-894 (297 amino acids)
Cellular component (GO): membrane
Source: RefSeq, a predicted model, not a curated record
AUGUCGACUACGAGCUUGCCUUCCGACUAUUUCUUGCACCGCUACCAAUUCACGGAGACGAAUCAUCGAGAUGUCUACCCCGUUCUUCAGGAUGUCGUUUCCGAUUCACAAGUUGGUAAAACGGUUCUUAUCACUGGAGCGAGUCAGGGCAUUGGGAAGGGAAUCGCAUUAGCCUUUGCCAAGGCAGGUGCGUCCGGCUUGGUCCUAGCCGCACGGAACGUGCAGAAGCUGGAGGAAACGAAAGCGGAAAUUCUGAAGAUAAACAGCAAAGCCAAGGUCUUGGUGGUGAGCGUCGACACAACCUUGCCAGAGGCUGUCAGCGCUCUCGAAAGGACAGUGAAAGAUGCAUUUGGCCACGUUGACAUCCUCGUCAACAAUGCUGGGAUCGGCGGACGAGGUCUCGUUAAGGAUAUCGACGUCAAUAAGUGGUGGAGCGACAUGGAAGUAAACGUCAAAGGAACGUUUCUCGUCACUCAAGCGUACCUCCGCCUCCUGCCCGCCGACAAGCGAGGCUUUAUCGGCAAUGUGGGGUCUUACGCUGCGGAGAUGGUGGUACCCAGCGCUAGCAGUUACAUCGUGUCCAAGCUUGCUGUCCAUCGCUUCACGGAGCUAGUAUCCUCGGAACAUCCAAACGUGCAGGUUGUUGCAUUCCAUCCUGGUAGCGUCAUGUCCUCUAUAGUGGCGGACAUGAGCGACUUUGCGCACUUUGCCCAGGAUAAAGUUGGGCUUCCUGGAAUCUUUGCCGUCUAUGUCUGUUCGGAGCGCGCUGCGUACUUAGAUGGGAGGUACGCAUCUUGCAACUGGGAUGUUCUGGAGUUGGAAGCGAAGAAGGACGAGAUUAUCUCAAAGGACUUGCUGAAGGAGAGGCUGACGGGCGUUUAUAGCACUGUCUGA